UAUUCUGAGGAUAAGAAAUAGUGUCGAAUAAACGUUAGCGAACAUCAUAACAUAAGCUGCACCAGUUAAUGAAAACAUUUGUACUAUUUGUGGCUUUUGACAACACGGAAAUGAUAAUAUCUGUCACGUGACACUUUCCGGCCAAAAUGGCGGACGAAGGAGCGGAAAGACGAUUUUUUGGUGAAAUAGUAAGAAAUGCAAACACGUACGGUUCUACAACAAAACCUAGGCCCAAAUACGCAAAGUUUGCUAAACAUGAUAUUUCUAGGUUGGACACACUACAGGGAAUCGCUCUUAAAUAUGGGGCAACAGUAGAACAGAUCAAACGAGAGAACAAACUAUGGACAAAUGACAGUUUAUUUCUUCGUGAAUAUUUAUAUAUUCCAAUUACAAAUGAGAACACUCAUCUCAUUAAAGAUGAUUGGGAACUACUUUCUUCGGACGAAGUAAGAUCAAGGUCAAAUAGCGAAUUACUUAAUAGUAAUGAAGACUUGGGUGCUAGAGGAAGUGACAAAACUGAACCUAACGUUAAUGUGGGUGAAAGUGUAAAUAGUGCCAAAAGUGAAACUGCGGGCAUGGACUUUUUCUCAAAAUAUGAUUCCAGUAUUGCAGCUUUAAAGAGUAAAGUGGACAAAUUGGAACAAAAUUCUAGUCGUGAUGCCAACCUUAGCGAGUUGAUCCCACGGAGACACUCCGACUAUAACAAGGUUUCCCAUACCCCACCCAGGAAGUUCUCAACAGGCGAACCGGACAGUCCCGUGCUGGUCAUCAGAUCAAACACUCGCUCAUCAAAGGUGCAGUCGGCCGUGAAACGCUCGGAAAUGGCUUAUGAUAAUCUUUUUGAGUUGUGAUACUAGUUUGUGUUUAUUUGUGCUACUUAAGAACGACUGUUUAAGUUGUGAUAUGUAUGUUGAUUAAUCAAGGCCGCUAUUCAUAAAACAUCUAUAAGUUAUUUCCUAACUUAAGUUACUUUGUUUUCAUUGAUUUAAUUGAAAAUCCUUACUUUUAUGUUUAACAAACAGGUACAAUUAUCUCUUUGAAUUUGUCUAGGAACUUUUAAGGAAUGACUUAAAAUGUUUUAUGAAUACUAGCUCAGAGCUUUUUCCGCAAAUAUUUAGUAGAGGCCUGGAAUUUUGUGUUAACACGUUUUUUUAAAUUAUUGGGAAAUUUAUGUUAAAACAUAAAUUGGGCAUAAAUGAGGAAAUGUUAACACGUAAAAUGGGAAAUGUUGACACGUAAAUUGGGAAAUGUUAACACGUUAAUCGGAAAAAUUUAAUAGUGUUUUGUGUAAAUGCAUCAAACUGGUAUAGUAAAAGUCAUGAACAACUGACAUACAGAUACAAACACAGCUAUUUUGACAUCAGCACAAACAACAAUUAAAUGAUUAUUUUCUUUUAAUUUGUUGAUUAUUUUAUGCAUUUAUCUUUGUCUAAAAAAGUGAUCAAAAAUCAAGGAAUUGCCACCUAAAUAUGAACAACCUCUGCAAGAUUUAAUUCAAAUUAUUGAAAAAGUUCAUUCUUAUGUAUAUGUAUGUUGGUAUGUACAUAUACAAAAUCCAAGAUAAUCUCAUAUGUUCCUGUCUUACUUAAAGGUAUUAGUUGUGAUAUGUAUGCCAAUAUACUUAAAUCCCAAUGUACAUGUAUUAUGGUUGAUACUUAAAGUUUGUAUUAUAUAUUUAUCUGAUGGAUGUUCACAGAACUAGUAGAUUUAUUAGUUAUUUGUGUUUUUUUGCCUGCAAGCUUAUAUCCCAUGCAUUGAAAAUCAUCCUUCUUUGGAAUGUUAUUGUACCCAAAUGAAAUUCAACUUGUAAUACAGAUAAGAGACCCUGAUUGUAAUUGUUAUGACAUUAUAUAUAUGUAGUUGUUUUUUGUUUUGUUUAAAGGCAGAUAUCUGUAUUGUUAUAAGGAAUAAGGAAAGUGUCAUUAGGGUUUAUGUCAUCACUUCCUGAAUCAAACAUUGGACGCCCUCAUAGUUGAUCCAACCAGGGGUUUCAUAUAGGCUGUAUAUACUUAGAUCCCAUGUGUUUUUGAGUUGUGCUACUUGUGUUUGCUUUGAUAAUACGUUACUUAAAAAGUUAAGAUAUUCAACCCAUAGUAGGUAUCUAAUUCAUAUAUUAUGAGCCCAUAUGAUAUUUGUACGAAAAUAAUUUUCUCAAAAACCUUUCCUUUAAAUAUUUUCAGCUUAUGGAACCUUUGCAAAUGAUAUAAACACCAAUAUGGUCACACUAGCAACCGAAAUCAAAAUUGUUUGACCGAAAUUAUGAAAUAUACCAAACAAAUUGAUUGGUUGAUUGCCUUAAUUGAUUUUUAGUUGUGAUAAUUAUGUUUAAUAUACUUAGAAACCUUGAUUUACAGGGUAUGAUUGUAUUACUUAUAUACAUUCUUUGUAUAAAUUGUAAAUAGGUAUUUGUAAGUACCGCACUCUUGUAUAAAAAAUAGCUUAAAAUAAUAUAUUCAAGUUGUGGUUGUUUAGUUUAUUAAACACAUGUUAUUUAACCAGUCUAUUUGAAUUAUUCAUUUCUCCCGUUGCCCUUCUUCUUUAGUGUACAAACCAAAAUGAGAAAAAAAUUGCCUUAUUGAUUUCAGUCAUUUCACCAUUGAUGAAAACCGCAGGGGGCAGAAACAAAUAAAUCUGAUAAAAAAACAAUGCCUCCUGUUGAUGAAAACAAGGCAUAAACAGGUGAUGGAAUAGGGGCUGAGUAUUAAGACAUCUGGGAAACUAUUAUUUUUAUAAUCUCUAGCCUAUGUUCCCUUUAUAUACAGUAUAGUCUAAAAAAAAUAAGAAAUAAUAUGUAUAAAAAAAAGAAAGAAAUAAUAUGUUUCUGCCUCCUGUGGGUGAAAACAAGGAAUAAAUAUUGAAGUGAUAGAAUAAGGGUUGCUGUAUAAAGGCAUCAGAGAAACCACUGAGUGAACAAUCUCCAUCUUAUCCUGUGUUAUGUUGGCAUUGUUUUGUAAAUAAAGUAGAAUGUGGCAUGGAUUAGAUGGUUUAUUAUGUAUAACGUCAGUCAUGUUUGUUUUAUAAUAAUUUCAGAAAAAAAAAUGUUCAUUUAAAAUAAAUCAAAACAGAAAUUGAAUCAUUGUCAAGUUCUAAUAAUUAUUGAAGAUAUUUUUGAAGGGACUUAAAAAAAUAAGGGACUCAGAUUUUUUUUAAGGCACUAAGAUCUUUUUUUACAGGACUAAGAUAUUUUUAAGGGACUCAUUCACAGGUAUUUUGUUGGCAACAAUUUUUUCGUCUUUGUUAUUUUACUUUCAUUCAUCGCCAAACAUAUUGCAACAGAUGGCAGCUACACAUUUCAACAGUUUUAUAACAGUUUUAUAAAUCUAAUUUGCUAUCACAUUAUUAUUAUAAUUUAUUCACAUUUCAUAUUAAUUUUCAUAUUAAUUUUUGUCAAUGUCUAAUGCUUUAGAAAAUGAAUGAGUCUCUUUUAAACGUGAAUGCAUCCCUAUAAAGAUUGUCAAUAUGACUGAACACUAAAGUUCAGAAUUCUGGGGCCAUCUUACAAACCUACAUUUAAGGCAAACUUUCCAAGAUCAAGUAUUUAUUUUAUAUAUUUUGUCAUGUAACAAAUACAAUUUUUCUUGCAAAGUCAAAUUAAGUUUGUUCAAAUGAAAAAAAACACACACAAAAACAACUACUUACAGGUAACUCAAAACCAGUUUCUAUUUAUGCCUACAAUUACAAGUAUGAUGAUGAUAAAAGACAUAAAACAUGGAUGGCUAUGAUUAUAACUACUUUUACACUCAAAACACAUUAUUACAGAUGAGUCCAAUUUUUCUAGAAUCUUUGGUAAGAUGGGUCCUAUUAUUCUACUUAAGGCGCCGUGAGAUAUAUAACCUUAAUGGGGAAUUAUGAAGUUUAGGACGUCCUGCAUUAUUAGGAAAAUAUAAAAUCCUCACUUAAGAUGCUUCAUGAGUGAGAUCACAUACAUGUACAUGAUAUUUGUUAUUCGGUAUUAGUUUUCAUGUUGAAAGAAAUAAAAGGGUGAUUUGUCAGUGUAAGGAUAUUUUGAAAUUUUGCAGUACUUUUGCCACUUUGCCAAACGAUUCUUUUAUAUGGCCUUGAUGGUCUCUGUUCAUUUUGAUAUAUGAAAAUAUAAACCACCCUCAAGUUUUAAAAUAGGAAUUUAUCAAUGCAAUAAACGCUUUUUUAUUUCUCAUGUAUAAACUUUAUUACAUACAAUUAGUUGAACCACAGUUAUGUUUUGUAAAUAUAAUUGCAAUAUGAUUUGUGAUACAUAAAAACUGCAUGCAAAUACUUUGAGUUUAUAGAGUUAUGUUUAAUUCCCUUUCGACUAAGUCAAUAUGCCACAAAGAUAUAGAUUAAACUAGUUAUGUUAAUAAUUCCAAUUCUAGGAAGGCAAUAUGCCAAAUGGAUAUGAAUUCAUCUAUAUUAUGUUUAUAAAUCCCUUUCUAGGAAGUCAAUAUACCAUAUUGGAAUUGUGUUAAUCUAGCUAUGUUAAUAAAUCCCUUUCUAGGAAGGCAAUAUGAAACAUGGAUAUGAAUUUAUCUAUAUUAUGUUUAUAAAUCCCUUUCUAGAAAGGCAAUAUGCCAUAUGGACAUUAGGUUAAUCUAGCUAUGUUUAUAAAUCCCUUUCUAGGAAGGCAAUAUGCCAUAUGGACAUUGGGUUAAUCUAGCUAUGUUUAAAAAUCACUUUCUAGGAAGGCAAUAUGCCAUAUGGACAUUGGGUUAAAUAAGCUAUGUUUAUAAAUCUCUUUCUAUGAAGGCAAUAUGCCACAUAGAUAUAAGUUUAUCCAUAUUAUGUUUGUUAUUCCCUUUCUAGGAAGUCAUUAUGCCAUGUGGACAUUGGGUUAAUCUAUUAGCUAGUUAUGUUUAAUGUUCCCUUUCUAGGAAGUCAUCUUGGAAGGCUAUCUUGAUAUUGGUUCAUCUAGUUAUUUUUAUUAUUCCUUUUAUGGUGAAAUCAAUAUGCCACAUGGGUAUGGGCUAUACAAGAUAUGUUUAUAAAUCCCUUUAAGGGAAGUCACCAUGGGCAUGGGUUCAUCUAGUUAUGUUUAUGAGUCCCUUUUGAGGAAGUCAGUAUGCCACAUGGCUUGAACUUGCUUUACAUUCUUGAUGUCCCUUUUAAUUUUAUGGAAUGUGGGCAUAUCCAAAUCACAUUGUCUGUCCGUGUGUGCAUCUGUUUGUCGGUGUUCUGUGUCUAGGCUGUAACUUUGUCAUGCACGGU
Mya arenaria is the source of this 5181-nucleotide messenger RNA. Its product is annotated as lysM and putative peptidoglycan-binding domain-containing protein 1-like. The record is from RefSeq and is a predicted model, not a curated record. NCBI's taxonomy places the organism in Eukaryota, Metazoa, Mollusca, Bivalvia, Myida, Myidae. The transcript has 3 exons. Bases 147 to 851 code for a protein of 234 amino acids.